Molecule: messenger RNA, 744 nt
Organism: Zychaea mexicana
Lineage: Eukaryota; Fungi; Mucoromycota; Mucoromycetes; Mucorales; Lichtheimiaceae
Exons: 3
Coding region: 1-744 (247 amino acids)
Source: RefSeq, a predicted model, not a curated record
AUGAAGUUAUAUAGAAAAAUACAUAGUUAUGAUGUUUUAGCAAUGGAUGGAGGUUAUACAUUAUUUAUUAAUAAAUUUACUGACUUAGCUAAAACAAAAGACAUUGAAUCUUCAAAUAAUAAUUUUGUAUUUCCAAUUCGUAAAAAAAAUAAAGUUAAUCUAACAGAACCAGAAAAACAUUUUAAUAAUAUAUUUGGUAGUUUCCAUUCUAAAGUAGAAAAUCAAUUCGCUGAAAUAGGUAAUAAAUUCAAAAGGUUCAAUAAUAAUAGUGCUGUAGUAAGAAUGAAUAAUAUUAAAUUUUAUAAUUUACAAAUUAAGGUUGCUUACUCACCUUCCUCUGAAAAAAAAUUAAUAGAUAUAGUAAUUACAAAUAAAGAAAUAAAUAAACAAAAGUUAAAUGAAAUGAUAAAUAUACAAGAUGAAUUAUUAGCUCUAGAUAUAGGUAAUAGUAAUAUAAAUAAUGAAUAUAGUGAUGAGAACCAAGAUAUUAAUGAUUCAAGUGAAGAUGAUAUUCCUAAAUUUAAUGAAAAGAAAAGAAAACGUAAGAAUAAAGGAAAACAAUCAAUAAAAACUUAUGAAGUUGAAAAUAUAAUAGAUCAUAAAUAUGAAAAUAAUAAGUAUUUAUUCUUGGUUAAAUGGAGAUAUUAUGAUAAAAAUGAAAAUACAUGGAUUCCUUAUAAUAAUUUUAAUAAGAAAGAAAUAAUUAAUAAAUAUUUAGAUCAAAGUCAUAUACAAAUAAGAUAA